Molecule: messenger RNA, 575 nt
Organism: Camellia sinensis
Lineage: Eukaryota; Viridiplantae; Streptophyta; Magnoliopsida; Ericales; Theaceae
Source: RefSeq, a predicted model, not a curated record
AUCUUAUCUUUCCACAUCUUUAUCUGCUCAACCCAAAAGCCAUCUCUCCAAUGGCUUAUCGUCACCCUCAUCAAUUCCCACUCAUUCCCACCCUCCUCAUCUCCCUCCUCUUCACCACCAUCACCACCACUCUAGCUAAAGUCCCCCCAAACCAAACCUUCCAUUUCGUAAACCAAGGCGAAUUCGGAGACAGAAUAAUCGAAUACGACGCCGGUUAUCGCGUAAUCCGCAACAAUGUCUACACCUUCUACACCUUCCCCUUCCGCCUCUGCUUUUACAACACCACCCCCGACUCCUUCGUCUUCGCAAUGCGCGCCGGCAUUCCCAACGACGAGAGUUUGAUGCGGUGGGUGUGGGACGCCAACCGCAAUGACCCUGUCGGUGAGAAUGCCACCCUCUCCUUUGGAGAGGAUGGCAACUUCGUCCUCGCCGACUUUGACGGCCGACUCGUCUGGCAGACCAACACUGCCAACAAGGGUGUCACCGGAAUUAAGCUACUCCCCAAUGGUAACUUAGUCCUUUUCGAUAAGAACGGUGCGUUCGUAUGGCAAAGCUUUGAUCACCCUACUGUUUGA